AUGAGUGCGAGAGUUGGUAGUGUGAUAGUCAUAACACUUUUCGCUCUGAAUAGCGUUCAGGCAUGCGGCAGAAAUCCACCGCCCGGCACUAUCUACGAUUUCAGCGUCACUGAUAUUGAUGGGCAAAACGUUCUACUAAGUAAAUACAGAAAUAAAGUUUGCAUAAUUGUGAACCUUCAAAGAUUGUAUACCAAAUAUGCUGAAGGACAGGAACCCGGCACCGAUGAAGAAAUCAAACAGCGCGUAUUGGCCAAGUACAAUGUUACAUUUGAUUUGUUCCACAAAAUUGAUGUGAAUGGUGACAACGCGAUCCCAUUGUACAAGUUCCUGAAACAAUCCUUGUCAUCUUGGUUUUCUAGGAAUAUUGAAUGGAAUUUCGUCAAGUUUUUAGUAGAUAAAAAUGGAUAUCCUAUAUCUCGCUAUAGUUCAAUAACUCCUCCGAAUAGUAUGGAAUCAGAAAUUAGACAGUUACUUGGCCUUUCUAGUGAGCUCUAA
Messenger RNA from Heterobilharzia americana, 495 nucleotides. Lineage: Eukaryota; Metazoa; Platyhelminthes; Trematoda; Strigeidida; Schistosomatidae. The record is from the annotation of a GenBank genome assembly.